Molecule: messenger RNA, 3072 nt
Organism: Conger conger (European conger)
Lineage: Eukaryota; Metazoa; Chordata; Actinopteri; Anguilliformes; Congridae
Gene: tec
Product: tec protein tyrosine kinase
Exons: 18
Coding region: 338-2254 (638 amino acids)
Biological process (GO): adaptive immune response; B cell receptor signaling pathway; T cell receptor signaling pathway
Molecular function (GO): non-membrane spanning protein tyrosine kinase activity; ATP binding; protein binding
Source: RefSeq, a predicted model, not a curated record
CACAUAAAACUGUUCAGAGGCUUCCUGGUAGCCCUACUGUUUCCUCGUCUCUGGACUCUGGUUUUAUCUAGAGUUAUUAGGUGGCAGUAUUUAAAGUCUAUAGCCGACACUCUUGAAAGUAUAAUUUCAAGGCUUGUCUGCAUUUUACAUGAUCGCAAUGAACAUUUUGGACAUAUAAGCUAAUUAUCAUCCAAGCGGUGAAACAUUAACCCGGCAAAACUCACAGGCUUUGCGAACUAGAUAUGUAUGCUCGACCUUGGAACCUGGAAGGCUACUGACAGAAGAGCUCUACCGAUUUGAUUUCAAUGGCAAGAACCACGAUGAGCUGGAAGCUGUCAUGAAUUCAGAACCGAUCUUAGAGGAAAUUUUAAUAAAACGGUCUCAGCAAAAGAAGAGGACUUCACCUCUGAACUACAAAGAGAGGUUAUUUGUAUUAACAAAGACAAGACUGACAUAUUAUGAUGGUUCACCAGAGAAGAAGACAAAAAAGGGCUCCGUUGAUUUACAGAAGAUCAAGUGUGUGGAAAUAGUAAAAAAUGGAGGCGCGAUUAUUCCCUGUGUAAAUAAAUAUCCAUUUCAGGUUGUGUAUGAUGCCAGUAUCUUGUACAUUUUUGCCCCAAGCAAUGAGAGAAGAAGUGUUUGGGUUCAGAAUAUGAAGGAGGAGAUUAAACAGAAUCCCUCAGUUGUGGCCAAGUUCCACCCUCAGUUCUGGCAGGAAGGGGUGUGGCUCUGCUGCAGACAGGUGGAGAAACUGGCGCUUGGUUGUGAGGAGUACAACCUGUUUGGAGACAUUUCACGAAAACCUCUUCCUCCUAUUCCUGGAAAUGAAACAAUUGGAAAGGGCCGUCGACCGGCCCCACCCCCACCUCCACAGGGAAAUGAGGAGAAGAACAGUACGGAGGAAACAAAGGAGGAGAUAGUCAUUGCCCUGUAUGACUUUGAAGGGAAGGAGGCCCAAGACCUGACCCUGGUAAAGGGGGAGGAGUAUGUGAUCGUGGAGAAAUCUGAUGUAAAUUGGUACAAAGCUCAAAAUAAAUACGGAGAAGAAGGAUAUGUGCCCAGCAAUUAUGUGGCUGAGAAGGAAUUGGGUCACAUUGACCAGUAUGUCUGGUACUGCAAAAAUGUCAACAGAAAUCAAGCAGAACAACUACUUAGAAAUGAGGACAAAGAGGGGGGGUUCAUGGUGAGAGAUUCCAGCAGUCCCGGAGCAUUCACUGUCUCUCUAUACACAAAGUCUGCGGGAGAAGGCGGAUCUUCCAUCAGACAUUACCAUAUAAAAGAGACGCAGAGUGUGCCUAAGCUGUUCUACCUGGCCGAAAAGCACCACUUCAGCACUAUUCCCGAGCUCAUCGAGUACCAUCAACACAAUGCAGCAGGACUUGUGGCCAGACUCCGUUAUCCAGUGGGGAAGAGUGGGACAUCAGCCCCUUCUACCGCAGGAUUCAGCUACGAAAAGUGGGAGAUCAACCCCUCAGACCUGACCUUCAUGAAGGAGCUGGGGAGUGGGCAGUAUGGGGUGGUGCGUCUGGGCAAGUGGAGGGCCCAGCACAAGGUAGCCAUAAAGGCCAUCCGGGAGGGUGCCAUGUACGAGGAGGACUUCAUCGAGGAGGCCAAAGUCAUGAUGAAGCUGUCACACCCGAAGCUGGUCCAGCUGUACGGGGUUUGCACGCAGCAGAGGCCCAUAUACAUCGUGACAGAGUUCAUGGAGUUGGGCUGCCUGCUCAACUACAUCCGGCAGAGACGGGGCAGCUUUAGCACAGGCACCCUGCUGGGAAUCACCCAGGACAUCAGCGAAGGCAUGGAGUACCUGGAGAAGAAUGGAUUCAUUCACAGGGACCUGGCUGCGAGGAACUGCUUGGUGAACGAUUCUCUAAUGGUGAAGGUGUCGGAUUUUGGAAUGGCUAGAUACGUCCUGGAUGAUCAGUACACUAGCUCCGUUGGAAUGAAAUUUCCUGUGAAAUGGUCUCCACCUGAAGUCUUCAAUUUCUGCAAAUACAGUAGCAAAUCAGACGUGUGGUCAUUCGGUGUCUUAAUGUGGGAGGUAUUCACAGAAGGUAGAAUGCCCUUCGAACAAAAUGCAAACCAUGAAGUUGUGAUGAUGGUCUCUCAAGGUCAUCGACUGUACAGACCAAAGAAGGCCACAGCUAACAUCUAUGACAUCAUGCAGCUGUGCUGGUCUGAGAAAACUGAAGACAGGCCAACAUUUGCCCAGAUCUCUGUCAUGAUCAGCGAUGCACUGGAGGGAGAUAGCUGAAUCUAACAAGCAAUAAGACAGGAUUUGGACGAUGAUAUAAACAACAUGACUUUGCCUGGGUCGUAGUUUCCUGCCGGGGUUACCCAUUCAUUUGAAUACCUCUUCAUGUAAUUUGUUCAACAGUCUGUCAGGGCAACAUCAUGUUAGCAACAUUCAGCCAGCCUGAAGCCGUCUGUAUUGAAUGAUCUCAAUUCGAAAGAACAUUUAAUUGUGUGCAGAAGAAAUGUUCAGCCAUACAUUUAGCAUUUCUGAAGGAUUUCUCAUGCUAAAUUUGGAAUAUUCUUUGAAGAAAUAUCCUGACAUUUUGAUUGUGAAGACAUGUAAAACAGAGGACUCUUAGAAUUGGUGUUAUUCCAGUGGCUCAUAAAUACUUACACACAUAAACAUACACACAGAUGUAAGCACCCGUACACACAAGCACACACACUCACAGGCAUACACAUACAUUAAUUGUUUUCAUACACACAAAAUUCAAUAUAACAUAAAAAUAUUCAUGAGGCAAUUGAAUGCAAUUAUUUUCUGUUGAUGUUAAUAGCCAUAAAUUUGAUGCUAAUAUGUUUGGUUAAAUUGUUACACUAAUGUUACUUUUGUACUGAGAUGUGAAGAUGAAGGCAAAUGCUUCUCUCUCAAUACAAAUGCUAACACAAAGUCCAACCAAGUUUUUCCUUUUCAGUAUUGAUCUAGGUAGAGGGUGGUAUUACAUGUUUUUAAUGAAAUUAAACAAAUAAUUCCAAUAAGACAUUCUUAGACAAAAGGCAGAUGUUUAUGGGUAAUUGUAUUUUCUUUAAUCUGAUUUAAAUAUAGAUUUUUUAUUUUUA